This is a messenger RNA of Alternaria burnsii, 732 nucleotides long. RefSeq names its product snare domain-containing protein. Gene Ontology annotation, cellular component: membrane. Bases 1 to 732 code for a protein of 243 amino acids. The record is from RefSeq and is a predicted model, not a curated record. Gene Ontology annotation, biological process: Golgi vesicle transport. The transcript has 3 exons. Lineage: Eukaryota; Fungi; Ascomycota; Dothideomycetes; Pleosporales; Pleosporaceae.
AUGAUGUCAUCACAGAACGACGAGGAUCCUUUCCUCCAGGUGCAGGCAGACGUAUUGUCUGCCCUCAACACGGCGCGCCCGCUCUUCAAGUCGUAUCUGCGUAUCCGUUCCUCGGCCUCGUCGGCAAACAGUCCCGAGCUUCGGGAAGCGCGCAGCGAACUUGAACAGACGCUCCAAGACCUUAGUCAGGACCUCGAGGACCUAGUCGAGAGCGUCAAGGCCGUGGAGCACGACCCCUAUCGCUUCGGCCUGGAGAUUGAUGAAGUCGAGCGACGGAGGACGCUGGUCAAGGAUGUUGGCUAUGAGAUCGAGAACAUGCGCGAGGAACUGCAGCAGACAGUCCAACACGCGAAGAACAAAGCCAAGGUCGCGGCCAAUGGCGACGUCCUGCCCGACCCGGACUCCUUCGAGGAUGAGGACAACUACGCGGCCUUCGAGCAGGAAAGACAGAUGGAGAUGAUGCACGAGCAGGACGAGGCUCUGGACGGCGUCUUCCGUACUGUCGGCAACCUGCGACAGCAAGCCGAUGACAUGGGUCGCGAGCUUGAGGAGCAGGGCGAACUGCUCACCGAUGUCGACAAUGUGGCAGACAGAGUCGGCGGUAAACUUCAAACAGGUCUCAAAAAGGUCGGCUGGGUCAUCAAGCAAAACGAAGAUUCCUGGUCCAGUUGCUGUAUCGGCGUCCUCAUUUUCGUCCUGAUCCUCCUCCUCGUUCUACUCUUGUUCCUUUGA